AUGUCCAAGAAGGUCAUACUUUUGUUGCUCUGCAUUGUGAGCGUUGGCUUACCAUCCACCUUGGCUGAUCUCUGGCAACCAUCAGUGCUCAAUGUGUUUGAAUAUUCCAACCAUCAAUUCAUCUCAAUCAACCUCACCGAUGGGCAAGUGAUCAAUCAGACAACAUUCCCAGAUGUAGUGUACAUCACCAGCAUCCUCGAGUACUCUGGUGAUGACUUUCUGUUGUUAGGUUACAACAUAUCUGCAACAUGGGUCUGUAAUGUGAUGCUCUAUCACUUCAACUCUAAAAACAUGAUAUUAUCAACCAAGUCUAAGGGACCAACUUGUCUUAAAGGCUACUCAUCGGAUACAUCGGCAUCACUUGGUUACGAUGCCAUGAACAACAUUGCCUUUCAGGUGGGCUCCUCUUUCCCACCACCAGAAUUGCCCACUCUGAUGCAAUACAACUUUGACACCAAUCAAUCCUCCACGACAAGUUUCACACCAGCUGGUGCUGGAUAUGGCAACUACGAUGCCGACAGCCAGACAUACUUCAUGGUCAACCAAGGAACCCAUGAAGAGGAGUCAGAGAUCGCAGUGAUCUCAUAUCACAUCCCAAGCAACACGACCAAGGAGUUCCACUUUGACAUGCCAUUCCUCAGCAAUGGCACCUACAGUAUUUCGUAUGGAACGUAUUACAACUCCAAGUUCUACAUGCAGUUCAUUCCAGACAGCAUCGACAUCUCCACGUUGAUCUACCAGAUCGAUAUGAUCACGAAUGAGACACAGUUGCUGUUUGCUGUUCCACACGACCCAGGUUCGACUGACCUCAAUAGUAUCUAUGUUGACAUCCCGCACAACAGUCUGGUCUUCGUUGGACAACGACUUUACACUGGUCCACAACUCGAUAUUUAUGUGACGGAUCUCACCACCCUCGAGUACACCAACCGCCAAGUUGAAUUCUACAUGGAGUUGAACGUUGAGAUCUUCACCGUGGAAUGA
Molecule: messenger RNA, 981 nt
Organism: Acytostelium subglobosum LB1
Lineage: Eukaryota; Evosea; Eumycetozoa; Acytosteliales; Acytosteliaceae
Exons: 4
Coding region: 1-981 (326 amino acids)
Source: RefSeq, a predicted model, not a curated record